This is a messenger RNA of Dunckerocampus dactyliophorus (ringed pipefish), 2064 nucleotides long. RefSeq names its product nucleoside diphosphate kinase B-like. The transcript has 5 exons. Gene Ontology annotation, molecular function: nucleoside diphosphate kinase activity. Gene Ontology annotation, biological process: UTP biosynthetic process; CTP biosynthetic process; regulation of apoptotic process. Lineage: Eukaryota; Metazoa; Chordata; Actinopteri; Syngnathiformes; Syngnathidae. The record is from RefSeq and is a predicted model, not a curated record. Bases 34 to 483 code for a protein of 149 amino acids.
AGAGCCCCCUCCAACGCCCCGCCCACCGCCCACAUGGAGCGCACCUUCAUCGCCGUGAAGCCUGAUGGCAUCCAGAGAGGUUUGUGCGGUGACAUCAUCAAGCGCUUGGAGCAGAGAGGCUUCAGGCUGGUUGCUGCCAAGUUCAUGCAGGCGUCAGAGGAACAGAUGAAGACGCACUACUUGGACCUCAAGGAAAUGCCCUUCUACGCUGGACUGUGCAAGUACAUGUCGUCCGGACCCAUCUUUGCCAUGGUGUGGGAGGGGCGGAGCAUCGUCAAGCUGGCCCGGAUGAUGCUGGGAGAGACCAACCCGGCCGACUCCAAACCCGGAAGCAUCCGAGGAGACUUCUGCAUCGACAUUGGCAGAAACAUCAUUCACGGCAGCGACACGCUGGACAACGCCAAGCGGGAGAUCGACUUGUGGUUCAAGGCCGAUGAGAUGGUGGACUAUGCACCCUGUGCCCAAGCCUGGCUCUACGAGUGAACACCUGCCCGUAAAGGUCACAUGGCUCACGUGUCACCUGUCAAUAACAUGAUUCAUGUGUCAACUUGGCAAUAAAAAUCAUGAGGGUGCAGAUUGAGAGUCCAAUCUGUCAAGCAAGCCAUUGUCUAGCGCAGCUCUUAAGGAGUCAGGGAGUGACUGUGACAGGGACACAUGGAUACAUCUUGUGAUAAGUCAUCUCUUUGGAGGCUAACUAGUUAGCUCUGUAGCUUGCUAUAUGCUAUGCUAGAGGCAGAUCCCGUAGCCUGAGCAUUAGAGUUGUGCAAUGUGGUGUACUGUAAACAAAGAAUAAUAGGAGUUUAAAGGUGACUAUAGGGGUGUUAUUUCAUGUCAGCAGGGCUCUAAUGACACGUAUUUACUAAGUCAUAAACGGGUUUUCUAUGAUCUACUUGUUUAUUUUGUUUAUUCAAAUUGAAUCCUACUUUGCGGAAAUUCACUUAUUGUGGUCGGGCCUGGAACCAAUUAACCGCCAUAAAUGAGGGACCGCUGUAAUUCAUUUUGUUGAAAUACGUCUUAGUCCCAUUUAUGACAUACUGUAUUUUUAUGGACAUUUUAAGUACAUGCAGCCUUUCCUUCCCCAGGAAAGGUUUGCUGCAGAAGUCUGAUCACCUUCUGGUGAGUUUGGCUACAUAAUCCUUCAUCUUGCCGGUCAAAUUUGUUCAUUCAUUCAGCAGAGCAUCCACAUAUUUGGAAUGCGUUUGACUUUCUGCUAGUUAGUGCUGCAAAAAACAAACCACUGGCUUUUCUCUCUGUGGAAGAACGGCAGUGACCUUCCAGCUCACACGCCAGACCCUUUCAGGAUGCAGCGGUACCACGAGUGCCUCCUGUAUGACAUGUCUGUGUAUUUUAUUGCGGGAUUAGCAAGAAUAAUGAUGUCACAUCUCCAUGGAAGACAUGAGACGGGCUGUGGUCUGAUUGGCCACGCGCCAUCGCAGCAGCCUCGUCUUACCUUUAUGCCCUGUAUUUGAUCAGGAAAUGUGCACAUUCAGGCAUUUUUACGUCAGAAAAUGUGUAAAAAACAAACAAACAUUGAACUCAUCCAGAAAAUAAAACGUUUAUAACACAUUUCAAUGCGCACCACUUGUCUCUGCACUCUCAUCCAUCACAAUGGCGCCAUCUGUUGUACAAAAAGGGGUAUUGACUAAGUCAGGCACAGAGGGGUCACGUUGAGGUCAGCAGUCUUGUCACUGAGGUUACUUGAGGUCAUUGUUUGAGAAAGUUAGAAUACAGAUAUUUCAAAGAACGAUCAUAAAAUGAUACCACAGUAGCGCCGUUGAUUGACAAGACUUAAAACAUUCCAUGACGCAACACAUAAAACCCGUAAAACCCGUAAAACACAUGCCAGGAACCACCGCUGCUCAUCUUACAUCACACCCGUCCCUCACCUUCUUGUUGACAUUGACACAGACGUCCACGUCUCUCAUUGCUUUGCUUUCAUGCACUUCAUAUGGGCAGUAUGGGCGGGGGGCACCCGGCGCUCAAUGCAAAUCAAUCUCAAUCUUGUAGACAGAAGUAUGUAGACAGAAGUAUGUAGAUAGAAGUAUGUAGAUACAAAUAUGUAGA